Salvelinus namaycush (lake trout) is the source of this 2441-nucleotide messenger RNA. Its product is annotated as diacylglycerol kinase beta-like. The transcript is spliced from 20 exons. The coding region runs from base 147 to 1916 and encodes 589 amino acids. Gene Ontology annotation, molecular function: ATP-dependent diacylglycerol kinase activity. The record is from RefSeq and is a predicted model, not a curated record. Gene Ontology annotation, cellular component: plasma membrane. Gene Ontology annotation, biological process: diacylglycerol metabolic process; intracellular signal transduction; lipid phosphorylation. NCBI's taxonomy places the organism in Eukaryota, Metazoa, Chordata, Actinopteri, Salmoniformes, Salmonidae.
AGGUCUUUCUGAAGGAUGUUUCGUGUUACUUCUCUCUGUUGGAGGAUGGCCAGCCCAGAGACAAGCUGGAGUUUGCUUUCAAACUGUAUGACAGAGAUGGCAAUGGAGUCCUUGACAGCUCUGAGGUGGACCGGAUCAUUGCUCAGAUGAUGCACGCUGCAGAUUACCUGGACUGGGAUGUGUCUGAGCUGAGACCAGUGCUGAAAGACAUGAUGACAGCCAUCGACGCAGACAGCAGUAACACGGUCUCUCUGGAUGAGUGGGUGGAAGGCGGAAUGAACAACGUCCCUCUGCUGGUAUUACUUGGGCUGAAGAUGACUCAGAAGGAUGGGCAGCACCUAUGGAGGAUGAAAAAUUACAACAAGCCUGUCUACUGCAACGUGUGUCAGAGCAUGCUGCUAGGACUGAGGAAACAGGGGCUUUGCUGCACCUGUUGUAAAUACACGGUCCAUGGACGCUGUGCCAACAGAAACCCAGCUCCCUGUACCAGGACCUAUGUCAAGUCUAAGAAAGACACGGGAGUUCCAACCCAUGACUGGGUCAGUGGGAACUGUGACUCUGGGAAGUGUGACAAGUGUCAGAAGAAGAUCAAGAGUUAUCACGGGCUGACGGGCAAACACUGUGUCUGGUGCCACUCCAUGCGCCAUGAUGACUGUGCCUCCCAGGAGCCCUCCGACUGUAACUGUGGAACUCUCAGAGACCAUAUCCUCCCCCCUUGGGCCAUCUACCCUGUUAUGAAGGAGAAGCCAAACAGCAUGAAGAACGGCUCCUCGAGCUCAGCCGGCGACAGUGACCACAACACCACUCCUGACGGAAAGGUGCUUCAGAUUGAUCCGGUCCCAGACACUCAUCCUCUUUUAGUGUUUGUGAACCCUAAAAGUGGAGGCAAGCAGGGAGAAAGAGUUCUGCGUAAAUUUCAGUAUUUGCUGAAUCCACGGCAGGUGUAUAACCUAUCCAAUGGUGGACCUGGACCAGGGCUGUGCUUCUUCAGGAAUCUGAAGGAUUACAGGAUCUUGGUUUGCGGAGGGGACGGAACUGUGGGCUGGAUACUUGAUGCCAUAGAAAAAGCCCAUCUUCAAGUGCGGCCACCUGUGGCUGUGUUACCCCUGGGCACAGGAAAUGACCUUGCACGUUGUCUUAGAUGGGGAGGAGGUUAUGAUGGGACGGAUCUGUGUCGGAUCCUGAAGGAGAUUGAGGGCAGCACCCCGGUGCUGAUGGACCGCUGGAAUGUAGAGGUGAUCCUAGAGGACCCCCAGGAGGUGGGUGACCCUGUCCCUUAUGAGAUCAUCAACAACUACUUCUCCAUCGGAGUGGAUGCCUCUAUUGCCCACCGGUUUCAUACACUGAGAGAGAAACACCCCCAGAAAUUUAAUAGCAGAAUGAAGAACAAGUUGUGGUAUUUUGAGUUUGCCACCUCUGAGACCAUCUCUGCUUCAUGCAAGAAACUGAAUGAAUGUCUUACAAUUGAGUGCUGCGGCACCCCAUUGGACCUGAGUGGCCUUUCUAUGGAGGGGAUCGCAGUCCUCAACAUUCCCAGCAUGCACGGUGGAUCCAACCUGUGGGGAGAAGCCAAGAAGAGUGAAUCCAAGUGCUUGAUGAAUCCUCAGGAAAUGCCUGAGGUUAUUGUCGACCCUGAAAUCCUGAAAGUCAGUGGACAAGACCUCAGUGACCGGCGUUUGGAAGUGGUUGGUCUAGAAGGGGCCAUGGAGAUGGGGCAGAUAUAUACUGGACUUAAGAGUGCUAUAAGACUAGCAAAAACCUCACAGAUUACAAUCAGGACUAAGAAACCUUUACCGAUGCAGAUAGACGGAGAGCCCUGGAUGCAGCCACCCUGUACGAUUCACAUCACACACAAGAACCAGGCCAAUAUGCUGAUGGGUCCCCAGAGCCGGUCCAGCUUCUUCAGCUCAAAGUAGUAGCCUGCUCCCUGGCUACACACGCAGUAACAUGGCCUAUAUGCACUUGCUUAUUAUUUUACAUUUGUGAAAUGACUGAAGCAGCUUGGUUUGUGAAACCAGUUGGUAUAUGCAUAUUUUAGAGAAAUAGGUUGACCAACAUUUUAAGAAAGUUCAACACAUUAUUUUGUUUGUUCUGCCUCAAUACAAGACGGUAUUAUGAAAACAUUGCCAACUACAGCUGUAUGAUAGCCUGAUAUAUGACUCUGGACAACAAGUUAAGAGCUUUUAGUGGGUUUUAUGUCCCUUUGCCAUCAUUUUUGCCAAAUUCACCUUAUGCGUUAUCAAGGGGACAAAGACUGCUGGGUUGCACAGUCUAAGAUAUUGGUAUCCGCUUGAAAAGUUUGAGUUAAAUGUUUAUUCAACAAGAUUAUUUUAACUGCAUUUUCCUUAUUGUUAUUACAUUUUUGUAGGAUAAUUUAAAUGUAUACAGUACCAGUCAAAGUUUUGGACACCUACUCAUUCAAGGGUUUUUCUUUAUUUUUA